Molecule: messenger RNA, 633 nt
Organism: Trachymyrmex septentrionalis
Lineage: Eukaryota; Metazoa; Arthropoda; Insecta; Hymenoptera; Formicidae
Gene: Apf
Product: bis(5'-nucleosyl)-tetraphosphatase [asymmetrical]
Exons: 2
Coding region: 150-581 (143 amino acids)
Biological process (GO): AMP biosynthetic process; ATP biosynthetic process
Molecular function (GO): bis(5'-nucleosyl)-tetraphosphatase (asymmetrical) activity
Source: RefSeq, a predicted model, not a curated record
UUCAAAUCGCUAUUCCGAAACUUUGCUUUAAUCCGAUUGGUCGAAUCGAUUUCCAGCAUGCAAUUUCUAACACUGGUUUGAUACGGGCAUUACGGUUCUUCAGUGGCUUCACAUGGUCUUCGUGAGUGAUUUCACAGCUGUUGAGCAUCAUGACAUUGCAGCAACGCGCUUGCGGUCUUGUGAUUUUUCGCCGAUUUCAAGGUACUAUUCAAUACUUGCUAAUGCAAACAUCAUACGGAGAACAUCACUGGACGCCGCCUAAAGGUCACGUUGAUCCGGAUGAAUCUGACAUGGAGACGGCCUUGCGCGAGACUCAAGAAGAGGCUGGAUUUGUACCAAAUGAUUUGAAAAUCUUCGAGGACGCGAGGCACGAAAUGACGUAUAAAGUGAAGGGAAAGCCGAAAAUCGUUAUCUAUUGGUUGGCGGAACUGCUCAAUCCGGACAAACUUGUGAGAUUGUCGAAUGAACAUCAAGCGUUUGACUGGCUCCCGUUGCGCGAAGCAUGUGAUCGCGCAAAAUACAACGAAAUGCAGAAAGCACUCAACGAGUUCGAUAAUUAUGUAUCGCGAAAUCUUUCGUAGGUUUUGUUCCGAGAGAGACAUAUUUUUAUCUUAUGCUUGUUUCUACCAACAU